AUGAGAGGGAGCAGCCAUACCCUUGUUCAGAGUGCGGGAAAUGUUUUUCACAUAAGUCUAGACUUUACAUAUAUCAGAGAUCUUACACAGGUGAAAAGCCAUCUGUCUGUCCUGAGUGCGGGGAAACACUUUUCAGUGAAGCCCAGUCUUCACACACAUCAGAGAUCUUACACGGAGGAGAAGUUGAAUACCUGUUUGGAGUGCGGGAAAUGUUUUUCAGAGAAGCCUUUUACUUCAUAUAUGACAGAGAUCUCAUACGGGGGGAAACGCCGUAUUGGGGAUAAGAGGGGUGAGUGA
Staurois parvus is the source of this 297-nucleotide messenger RNA. The record is from the annotation of a GenBank genome assembly. NCBI's taxonomy places the organism in Eukaryota, Metazoa, Chordata, Amphibia, Anura, Ranidae.